Saxophila tyrrhenica is the source of this 555-nucleotide messenger RNA. RefSeq lists its product as uncharacterized. Bases 1 to 555 code for a protein of 184 amino acids. The record is from RefSeq and is a predicted model, not a curated record. Lineage: Eukaryota; Fungi; Ascomycota; Dothideomycetes; Mycosphaerellales; Extremaceae. The transcript has 2 exons.
AUGGCCCACUCGACCCGCGUCCACUGGAUCGUAGCCCACAUCCACCCGGCUCGACGCCUCAUCACCGUCUACAACUCAGCGCUGGAGCUGAACCCCAAGCACUUCAAGCAACUCCUGCCUUCCAUCGCCCGACUGCUCGGCGCCCACCUCGGCGAAGCAUGGGACGUCCAGUUCGAGGUCCGCGAUGGGGCGUCCACCCAGCAGUCCGACCUCUCCGUCAGCGGUUUCAUCGCCGCCGAGAACAUCAGGACGUUGCGCCGUGGUCGGGAGCCGGCGGUCGAAGACCUUACGCGUGAACGUCGACUGCGUUCCACUGGGCUGAAUUACCUCUUCGGUCGCUUUUUGGAAGGACGAGAGCCCGUCUGCUUUCGCGAAGGGCGCCUCUGGUGGGAUUACACGGGCGAGGAGACGAAGACGCUCGGACAGGGUGUUGGGACCGGUGACGUCUCGGGCGAGUCUCCGUCUCCUCUCUCCGGCAAUCGGUUGAAUUGCACCAACCUGGACACGAGCAGCGGCAGUCCACCUGAUUACCCGAGCAAGCGCAGAGUACCCUAG